This is a messenger RNA of Pan troglodytes (chimpanzee), 2106 nucleotides long. RefSeq names its product BCL-6 corepressor. Lineage: Eukaryota; Metazoa; Chordata; Mammalia; Primates; Hominidae. Gene Ontology annotation, molecular function: transcription corepressor activity. Gene Ontology annotation, biological process: negative regulation of transcription by RNA polymerase II. Gene Ontology annotation, cellular component: nucleus. The record is from RefSeq and is a predicted model, not a curated record. The coding region runs from base 1 to 2106 and encodes 701 amino acids. The transcript is spliced from 4 exons.
AUGGAGGAUGGUCAUCAGUCCCCAGAACGCCAUCAAUUCCCACACCUAUCCUCAUAUUCAGAACAGGAAACAACCAGGGUGCCAUUUGCCAAGGCAGUUGCUAGUGGCUUUCCAGGCGAUACAACUCUCGUGUUCCCUGCCUCCCCUCAGCCCUCACCCCAGGUCCACCUUCCCACCCAGGCUGUUGCAGACAUAUUCUCUGAGUUCCGUGAGCAUUAUGCCAGGAUCUCCACCGCUCCUUCAGUGACACUGUCAAAGGCAAACAUGAUGGGUAGUGAGUUCCCCACAGCGAGGCUCUCCAAUAGCAAAUAUCCUGAGACCCUGGAAGUGGAGAAGCAGAGUAUUACCAAAAGCAUCUCAAAUAAGCCAGUAGAGUUGUCUUCUAAAGUGGUGGAGGUAGAUGCUUCCAAAGCUGAUCACAUGAAAAAGAUGGCUUCCAUGGGCCUGGUUCACAGCAUGGCUGGAAGUGGCUUAGUGCUCUCCAGAAGUGAGAUUCCGAAAGAAACAUCUUCUCUAAGAAAUGGCUGUGCUAUCUAUAGAUCUGAAUUUAUUAGCACUGAUCCAUCAUCCUGGGUAGUACCCAGGCCAAGAACUAAUGAAGAGAACAAUGGUGAAAGCAUGUUGAAAAACAAGGUGAUGGACUGGAUGAUAAUACAACAGCAAAGUUCUUUUUACCUUUGCAUGAAUCGCAAAGGAACUAUGAUCCCUAAUGUUUUGGGGUCAGUGUCCUGUGCAGGCCACCCCACCUCUAUAUUAACUCUAUAUUAUCAGUCCCCAACCCCACAUAGGGCAGAUGGCACUAGGACCAACAGGAGCUCUGUGGAUACCACAUCAUCCAUCAUUCAGCAAGUGGGCCAACCUCCAACCAUGCCUGUCAAGAAAAGCAGCAGCACUAGCAGCAAGGUUGCCAAAGCCAGCAGCCCAGAACUGAGUUUCAAAGCAAAUAAGAAUGGCCUUCAACCAAGCCCCCUAUUUCUACCUCCAAAUGAGGCUUUUAGGCCCCCAUCAAUUUCCCACCCCAGAAGUUACUUUCCUUACCCAGUACCUAAGGCCACUGCUAUAAGACCCUUCUCCUUACAUGACAAAGGGCCUGUCUACCCUCAUCCAGUUUUGUUGCCCAACAACAGUCUCUUUCUGGGGCGUCUUGCCUCAAAGCCUAGACUGCCUUAUGUGGUGCCCAUGGGCCAUCCAGAGUUUCUGAUCUACCAAGAUGCCCUGGGAUUUGGCAUGGUGCAACCCAUGUUGAUGACACACAGGCCCAUAGAGAUCACCAAAAAGGAGAAACCAGAGAGGAGGUCACAUUCCCAAGAAAGAGCCUGCCGCAAAGACCCAACUUUCCAGAAUCAGUUUUCUGAGAUGCUGGAAGCUAGCAGUACAGCGUUUCAUCCAGAAGUCCCCAAUGACAGUCUAAAACUGAACCCCAGCUGGAAUCAAGGUAAGAUUAUUAUCAGAAGUGAUAAGGUUGUUUAUGUAGACCAUCUCCAAGAAAAAACAGAUGCUAAAACUGAUGCAAAUGUGUCCAAACCCAGCUUCAUAAUGAAACGUGUUGGCCAGAAUGCUGAACCUGCCAGUCCCCCAAUUGUCAAGCCAUACCUGCAGCAGCAUGGUGAUUUCAUCACCCUAAGAGAGAAGUUGGGGCACAUUGAUGACUUUCAUGAACCUUAUACUAUCAAACAGACUCCAGCCAACAAAGAGAAAAAAGAGGUGGAAGCUGGCACCAACAAAAAGAACAUAGGGAUGCCAGUUUCAACAUUAUUCCUGGAGCCAACUCUAGUGAGUGAUGGUCAUGCUGUAACUUUUGGUAAAAUCCAAGAGUAUCCCAAACCAUAUUGCCUUGGCAAUGCCCCACUAAGUAUGGACAUAAUCUCUACUUACACCAAAGAUGGAGCCAAUGAGGCCAAAUCAAGUGAUGGCAAACUUCUGAAACCUAAGCCAUCUAACCUGGUAAAGAGAGUCACCACCUCAGCAGGUUGCAUGGCUGACCGAUUCAAGUGUGUUACUACUGAACUGUAUGCAGAUUCUAGUCAGCUCAGUUGGGAGCAACGGGCAUUGCAGGUCACCCCCUCUACCCACAUUUUAGCAACUUUACCUGUUGUUACAGUUUAA